UCAGUCAGUUACCAAUGAUCCUGUGUUGCAUACUAAGUGGUGUUUAAAUAAUGGAUGAAAAUUAUUUGACUAAACCUAAGCAGUGACAUGUUUGCCGACACUUGAACAGAAACUGUUGGCCAUUAGGCACAGCAAGAGCAGUUGUUGAUUUUAGCCUCCUGAAUAGUCUGCCCACAACUGUGUUCUAUCAUCAAGAAUAAUCCAGUGUUAGAGAAGGCAGCUAUGCUUUCGCCAAACUAUCAGAAAGUUCAUAUUACACUCACAUAAAGCAAUUGGAUGAUGAAAAUGGCAUGCCUUCUGAAUUUUGAUAUGAGGACUUUCAUGAGAGAAACAUUUCAACUACCUCAUGCCUUAUCCAGGAAAAUGUGCUGGGCCUCUACAGGGAACAAAAGUUUGUGAUGGGAGAAGAAUUGCAAGGUAAUGGAGAAACUGCCAACAAGAGAAUAGUUUCAGCACUUUCAGAAGGCCUAGGCCUACGUGACACAAAGGUCUAAGAUUUCAGAUUCAGCAUGGCAAGAUGGCAGCCAGACACAAUAUAUCUUCCAAACUCUUCCUUUCCAUCAGGACCUUUGUGUUUGCCUCCAGAACUUGAUAUAAGAUCCACUGUUGCACCUCCUAUAUACAGGCCCCUGACAGCAAGUGCUGUCAAUGAAGACAUCAUCCUGCUUGCUGAAUUUUCUGAGAUCGAGGGCCCAAUGCCACUCCUGACAAUCCCACGAUGUCAGCCAUCACACUUGGACUUAAAUGACUUUGUAGUGAAAGUGAUGUCAACAGAUUACUUAAACACAAGUGGUGAGUUUCGUGUAUGUGCAGACACCCAAAUGGUGCAACAGGAUAUAGAGCCUGGCAUACAUGUAUAUGUACAUUAUUUCACUCUCUAUGAUGUAAGAGCACGAGGAUUUGUUAGACCCAUGUGUCUGUCAUACAUAUCCUCUGACUCAAGGAAACUUCUCCAUUACUUCUCACAUCUAAGACUGCUUUUUAGUAAGGCAACCAAAUAUUUGAAGUUGAGCAACCUCACUCGAUUCACAAAUGAAAUGCAGGAACUUAUUACAGAUCUUGAAUACACAAAGGACCGAUAUAUCCAAGUUCAAAGGCAGUUUUCAAUUGAUAUGGAAUCCAGCCCUUUACCUCAAGAGAUGGCAAAAACUCCAGAGGAGAUACUAACCAUUCCACAGCUGUGCACCAAAGAUGCUGACCAAACUAAAGUACAAAGAGCAGUAAGAGAAAUAUUCAGUACCACAGCAGCCACAGGGAUUCCCCACUACAAUGGGGUUUUAGAAGAAGCCGUUCCCACAAAUUUGGGUUCUCUAGGUUCAGACGAUAAAGACCUAGAGGCAGCAGGACAAAAACAGUCCACUCCAUCUCAGACCCCAGUAUCUUGCAGCUUGUUAAAUCCAGAUGAUGAUGAAGAAGCACUGUUAAAACAUACAUCACUGGAAGCUGUUGCUAUGCAGCUUAUGGAGUGCCAGCAUAUUAUGGAUAUUGUAAAACCUCAUAUGGACAAAAAGGAUAUUGAAGAAGACCUUGCCUGUCUUGCAGACCAGAUCCGAUCAAAACCCCAGUCGCCCCUUUAUAAGGCCAUGUCCAAGUUGUCUAUGCUUGAUGUCACCAAAGAGAAAACUAAACCAGCCAUAUGUGUUUUGUCACUGAUGAAAAGAAAUUUCCGUGAUAUGCGUUCUGUGCAGCUUUUGUGUGGUGUGGGGUACAUCACGUGUCUUAUAAAGCUGCAGUCAAUUCAUGAAAAGUUUAGUAAGCCUUUCUUGACUUUGAUAUUUGAAGACCUAGAUCGAGAAAUUCACGAGAAUCCCUUUGGCUCCUUAUUUGUUGGCAAUAUUCCCAUCAUUAACGUUGCCAAAUUGAAAUGUAACAGCCCGUCAGUGAAGCCAAAGUCAUAUUCAGCGCUCUGCUGGGAUGAACACUUUGUUCAAUUUCUGGGUGGCGAGGCAUCGCAGGAGGCAACAUCAGAUUCUGACUACUCAGAUGCCUUUGAUUUGCCCAAAGAUGGUCCUGAUGUGGCGGCAGCGGCAGACUGUCUUGAGGUAUUUCCAGUAAUGAGAGCAUCUGACAGUGGCACAGCCAGGCAGGCAGAGAGCAAGGAGGGCCUGGCCAAGGCUUCAGAGAAGAAGGACAACCUGGAGUCAAAGUCUGAGCCGCCUUUACUUGAUGAAAGACCAGCCGAUGAUAACACAGGGGCCAGUGAGCCCAUUCAACAGGAUCUGAGUCAAGUAGAUGGGGGUGGUGUUGGUGGAAGUCAGCAUAGCAACAGCAGUGGCAGCAGCUGGGCCUCUCUGAUUCCAGAUCUAGCAGGAUUUGAGGAGAUUGAAGAGGAAGAGGAAGUGCAAGAGGAUAUAGCGAUGGCACUUGGAGAGGAACUCAUAACACAUGUUGGCAUUAGAGAACGAAUGAUUGCAAGUAAAGCUUGUCGUCUUUCUGGGCUAGUGCAGCAGUUUUGUGGAGUGUCACACUGUCUCAUUCACUCACUGCUGUCGGGAAGACCUGUUGUCCUUGCUGCAGCUGACCACUAUCGCUCUUUGGUAAUGCUGUAUGUGCGGGCGCUCUCUACUUUACUUCCACGCUCGCCACGACAAAAACUGCCCAUACUAAGGUGGCACACUGGCACCAUCACAAGUUUUCAUAUUCAGCAUUACCGUGUGGUAGGGCUGUGUAUCCCAGAGAGACUUCACGUUCAGGAUCUCAUGUCUAAUUCUACGCUGAAUCAAGUCACAGUUCUGAAUAUUGAAACUGGCCACAUAUCAGGGGUAGCAUACAGUGGAACUCUGGUACGAGGAGUGGAGCAAUACGGCCGCAGACUGUUUCACUCCAACUCAGCACUUCAGGCAGCUUUACAAGCAAUUCUGGUUACUUUGGGCUUAAAGAUAUAUUUGUUGUACCAUCUUCUGGAGACGACUGAUCGUAGUGCCAAUGACAUACUGAAGGGAAUAGGAAUAGCCAAAGGGGACUGGGACAUUAUAAAAUAUUUAACUGGCUUAAUACAGUCACAGCUGAAAAAUGCAUAAAGGUAACCUGAUGGCAAAUUUGUACUUAAUUUAGUAUGAUAAAAUUAUAUAUCAAUGAGUGAAGAAUACUUCCAUUACCACGUUAAAGUAUUUCAGGAAUUAAUGUGAGGAUAAUUUUUUUUAUACAGAUAUAAUUGUAUAUAUACUUUUGGAUGUGUUAAAUUGUUUAUUGGUUUAUAUAUUUGUUAAAGAAAAAUCUAACUAAUUGUUAAACAAGUUUAUUUGUAUGACAGAUUUUUCUUGCAGCUUCUGUGACCACUGAUAAUCAUAGUUAGUGAAUUUAUUUAUUGAAUAUUCAGUAUUGUAUUUCAUAUAGUGCUGGUAUUGUAAUAGCCAAAGUUAAAAUGUGAUAAUCAUCUACAUAUUUUCAGUAUUUUUUAAGUAGAACAUAGACCAUCAUUCCAAAAUUUUAUGCAUCUCCUUCUAUAUAUUAAUUUAUAUUGUUUGAAUAUGUAUGUAUUAUAUCUAAAUAACACUUUUCCAGUUUGGUAAA
Molecule: messenger RNA, 3513 nt
Organism: Penaeus indicus
Lineage: Eukaryota; Metazoa; Arthropoda; Malacostraca; Decapoda; Penaeidae
Exons: 12
Coding region: 510-3020 (836 amino acids)
Cellular component (GO): guanyl-nucleotide exchange factor complex
Molecular function (GO): GTPase activator activity
Source: RefSeq, a predicted model, not a curated record